AUGCCUCUCAAGUUCUACUAUUCUCCCAUGUCCAGUGCGGACGUCACACGCGCAGUCAUUGCUGAGCUGGAGCAUGGGCAGAGCGAGCCAUUGGCUGAGACAGUCAAUGUGAAGAUUACCGAGGGUGAAGCUAAAACUGAGACAUUCCUGUCCAAAGUGAACCCCAAUGGCCUUGUGCCCGUCAUUGUCCACGAUGGCGUCACUAUCUGGGAAUCGGCCGCUAUCACCAUCUACCUUGGCGAAACGUUCGGUGUCGACCGCAAGGUUGAAGGCGUCAGGACACCGCUUUUCCCCGAAGCUGGAACUCUUCGCGGCGAAGCUAUGAAGUGGAUUGUUUGGCCCAACUUGCACCUCGCUGCCCAUACUCUUCCACUGCAUGAUGGCCAGCCACCAGAAAUCAAGGCACUAGAGAGCCGCUCUAGGGCCGACAUUACAAAGUCUCUUUGUGUGCUUAAUGGUGCGCUUGAAGGACGAGACUACUUGCUCGGAUCGGAGUACACGUUGGCAGAUACGCAUGUGUGGAGCUUUGUGGGCUACAUGACCAUGUGCAAGUUCGAGCUUUCGAAGACGCCCAACGUCGAGGCCUGGUUUAAGCGAGUCUCAAGCCGCCCCCAACUGAAAGCAUUAAAAUAA
Molecule: messenger RNA, 633 nt
Organism: Emericellopsis cladophorae
Lineage: Eukaryota; Fungi; Ascomycota; Sordariomycetes; Hypocreales; Bionectriaceae
Exons: 2
Coding region: 1-633 (210 amino acids)
Source: RefSeq, a predicted model, not a curated record